AUGGUGAAGUUGGAAGAGGCACGGCAGAAUGCCAACGCGAACAUGGUGAUCAUGCUCAUCGGCAACAAAUGUGACCUCGACCGCCGCGAGGUCACCUAUGAGGAAGGGGCCCAGUUUGCACGAGACCACGGCCUAAUCUUCAGAGAGACCUCGGCCAAGACGGCGCAGAACGUCGAGGAGGCCUUCAUUCAGACGGCCCGGAAGAUCUACGAGAACAUCCAAAACAACGUCUACGAUCUCAGCAGCGAGAGCAGCGGCAUCAAAGUGGGCAUGCCACCGUCAGGCUCGGGCUACCAGCACGGACCUCCGCGCGUGGACCGGAACACUGCUGGCUGCUGCAGCAACUGA
Molecule: messenger RNA, 348 nt
Organism: Effrenium voratum
Lineage: Eukaryota; Dinophyceae; Suessiales; Symbiodiniaceae
Source: the annotation of a GenBank genome assembly